AUGGAGGCGCAGGCGCAGGACAACAGGGCGGAGGACGGGGACGGCGCGCGGCAACACCACGUAGCCGGCGGCGUCGCGACGGCGACGGCGGCGGCGGCGGGGAUGGCGAUGGGCGCGAUCCCCAUGCACGGGUUCAUGGUCCCGAAGCCGGAGCCGGUGGAGUUCUUCGGCGGGAUGGCCAUGGUGCGGAGCAAGCCCCCGCCGCGGAACCGCGACCGGCACACCAAGGUGGAGGGCCGGGGGCGGCGGAUCCGCAUGCCCGCGGCGUGCGCGGCCAGGAUCUUCCAGCUCACGCGGGAGCUAGGGCACAAGUCGGACGGCGAGACCAUCCGGUGGCUGCUGCAGCAGUCGGAGCCCGCCAUCGUCGCCGCCACGGGCACCGGCACGGUCCCGGCGAUCGCGACCACGGUCGACGGCGUGCUCCGCAUCCCCACGCAGUCGUCCUCGUCCUCCAGCCCCUCGUCGCUCACCACCGUGGUCGACGGCGACGAGACGUCUGCCGCCAAGCGCCGCCGGAAGCUGCAACCCACGCGCGCGGCCGCCGGCGCGUCCCCGCUCGCCACCGCGGCUCCCGCGGCGGCGUACUACCCUGUCAUCGCCGACCCGCUCCUGCAGGGCACCGGCGGAGCGGCCAUCUCGGUGCCGAGCGGCCUCGCCCCCAUCACCGCGUCGGGCGCCCCGCAAGGGCUCGUCCCGGUCUUCGCGGUCCCUGCGGCCGGCAGCCCCGGCGGCGCCGGCAACCGCAUGAUCCCGCAGGCCACCGCCGUGUGGAUGGUGCCCCAGCCUGGCGCCGCGGCGGGUGGCGGCGCGGCCACCCAGCCCACGCAGUUCUGGGCCAUCCAGUCUGCGCCGCAGCUCAUCAACCUCGGCGGCGCGCAGACCGCCGUGUUCCCCGCGGCGGUGAACGUCGCCGACUUCCAGCAGCAGCAUCAGCCCAUCUCCAGCAUGUCUCACAACAGCAACUCGGAGCAGCGGCACCUGCAGCAGUCCCACGAGCAGCAGCGCGGCGACGUCGACCAUCCGGAGGAGGACGAUGACGACGACGACGACGAGCCGGUGUCCGACUCCAGCCCAGAAGAGUAA
Molecule: messenger RNA, 1083 nt
Organism: Miscanthus lutarioriparius
Lineage: Eukaryota; Viridiplantae; Streptophyta; Magnoliopsida; Poales; Poaceae
Source: the annotation of a GenBank genome assembly